Mercenaria mercenaria is the source of this 3059-nucleotide messenger RNA. Its product is annotated as GPI mannosyltransferase 4-like. The coding region runs from base 87 to 2102 and encodes 671 amino acids. Gene Ontology annotation, molecular function: alpha-1,2-mannosyltransferase activity. NCBI's taxonomy places the organism in Eukaryota, Metazoa, Mollusca, Bivalvia, Venerida, Veneridae. Gene Ontology annotation, biological process: GPI anchor biosynthetic process. The record is from RefSeq and is a predicted model, not a curated record. The transcript has 3 exons. Gene Ontology annotation, cellular component: endoplasmic reticulum membrane.
CUUGGAUAGCCGAUUGUGAAAAGAGAGGAUAUUUGUAAACUGCACUAGCAGAAAAAUACAAUUUUGUACAGUUGUACUGCUGAAGUAUGUCGUCUGUGUGGACCAUACUGUUACUCCUACGACUUUGUUGGUCAGUGUUACCACAGAGUGGGUAUAUACAUCCUGAUGAAUUCUUCCAGGCAGUAGAAGUUGUUGCUGGUGAUGCUUUGAAUAUUAGUGUGAUACGAACCUGGGAGUUUACCUCUACUUACCCUCUGCGUAAUGUUGUGCUGCCUCAGAUCAUCUUCCAGCCAGUUUUCCAUCUUCUGAAGUACGCAGAUGAUAUUUUAAGAUUCCAUAUGACAGGAUACCACCUUGUGGCUAGCUAUCGUCUGCUUAUGACGUUAUUGAGUCUAUGGAUAGAUUAUUGUGUAUACAAGAUCUGCAAGGUCAUAGGAGUUCAAGGUCACACAGCAAACAUAUUGUUAGCCAGCUCUUAUGUGACACUGACCUUUCAAACUCACACUUUUUCAAAUUCAUUUGAAACAUUAUUGUUUAUUACUUUGGUAUUAUUGAUUUUAAUGUGUAUAAAAAAAGAUGAGGUAAGUAAAAGAAAAAGAGUGGCAAAUCGAUUCUGUUCAGAAGUUGAUACAUUGAGAGAUUUUUUCUCCGAUUUGUCCAGACCACUAGAAGAUAGGGAGGAUAGUGAAGUGGACGAGGAAGAUUUAGAUUCAUCCUUCAAUGAUUUGCAUAAAAAUGCAUUUAAUUUAAGGAAAAGAAAUCAAGAAAUUGAUCGCGAAAUUAAACAACCUAAAAGAGGUAAACAAGAUGAGAAAGCAAAAGUAAGAUAUCAUUUUGGAAGAGAUUCAGAAAAUUCCAAAACACAGACACAGAAAAGGCAACAACAGCGUUAUAAAAAUGAAUCUAUAGAGCAGAAUAGUUUAUACAUGUAUAUAGCUGUCAUGGCAGUAACAGUUACUUUUGGUGUAUUUAAUCGUCCAACGUUUGUAAUCUUUGCUGCUAUACCAUUUCUUUGGUGGAGUGACAAGCAUCCCUCUGGAGAAAAAUAUGUUUUUAAGAGGGCAGCUGUGUUCAUUAUCAUUGGCGUGAUUCUCUCUUUCAUCUUUGUUACCCUGGAUACAGUUUAUUUCUCUGGCAUGGAAAUUUCUUCUUUACUCACACUGAAUGGUUGGAGAAAAGUGCCAGAGAACUAUGUGAUUACACCACUAAAUUUUAUCCUGUACAACAUUAUGGCAACAAAUUUAGCCACACAUGGAUAUCAUCCAUUUUACGUCCAUUUGCUUGUGAACAUGCCACUUUUAUUUGGACCAAUGUUUAUAUAUUUGACUAGACAUGUGAUAAAAGAAUUUUUGAUUUUAUUGAAUGUUUUAAGAAAGGACAACGAGGGAUUCCAAGAAAACAAAUCAACAGCAGAACUGACUAUUCCAGUAGAAGUUAAACUCAGAAAUGAUUUUAAAGGCAUGCUAUGGCUUUUUAUUUUCUUUCCUGCUAUAGUACUCUCUUGUUUUCCACAUCAGGAAGCCAGAUUUCUUAUUCCACUCCUCCCACUUGUUGUUAUAAGUGUUGUUAUUUUUAGUAAGAAACUUGGAAAAAUAUUUUGGGCCAUUUUUAUAAUUUUCAAUGUUUUAUUUAGUGUUGUAUUUGGCGUUCUUCACCAGGGAGGUGUUAUUCCUAGCUUAAUGAGGUUGCAACAGUUAACCGAGACAGAAUUUAAGAAAAAUGAGAAUAUUUCAAUAAGUUUGAUAUUUUCAAAUACAUAUAUGCCUCCGAAACAUGUGCUUCUGACUCAGAAUUCAAACUUAGAAUUAAAAGAUUUAAAGGGGAGUAAUUUUCAAACAGUUUUUGCAGAAAUAGAAAAGCAUAAAAAACUAAAUAGCUUUACAAGCUCCGAUAAAAGCAUCAAUGGGAAAAAGAUUUUUAUUGUAUUGCCUGGGACGUUAGUUACAGAAUUUAAAGCGAGGUGUGAUGAACUAAUAAGCAUAAAAUCAGAAACAAGGUUCUUCCCACAUUUGUCUUUUGAAGAUCCACCGAUCACAGGAUUAAUUGACAGCUUUAAAACUUUUGUUGAUAUGAUGUCUCUUUAUUUGAUAGAAAUUGAAUAACAUAUUUUAAGAGAAUUGUAUUUGUGUUAUCACAGGCAGGUCCAGUUGUUAUAGAAGUUGAAGUUUAAAUAUAUCUGCAUAUUAGAAGAAAAGUUCUACUGUUUGACUCCCCUAAUCCGUAAUAGGGUGUUUCAUGAGUUGCAGUCUUAUUUAGUAAAAUUCAGAUAUAUACUAUUCAUCAUUCUAAAGGUCUCUGAGGUUGGUAGCAGGAUCUUCUAAAAUUUCAAAUAUAUCUCUAAGAAUCUCAGUUUUAAGGCCAAAGAUGUAGUUUUUCUAUUGUAAAAAUCAGACAAAAUCACAGUUUCGAAAACAGUUUUUUGAAAUUUUACAUUAUUUUUGCUUUUGAGCUAACUAAGAUAUCCUGAAAGUUUUAUGAUAACCCAUCUACAAAUAUAGCCAAAAUUUAAAACUUGGUGUCAAGAAUGGCCACAAUUUACAAUAGAAAAUACUCCUACCCACUAAAAUAGUUUUUAUUGAUGAAUUCAGAAUUAAGAUAUUUUGAAAAACAAAAAUGUUCCUACCACCAGUCUCCGAGUUAUUUGAAUUAUGUGAACUAUCAAUGGUAAUGUCUUAAACUUAAUGAUACAUGAAGGAAAACGCUUAUUACUGAAUAUAUGGAUCAAUUUAGUACACAUAGUCGUAAUUGUAUGCUGAAAAUUGUUUGACUUACAACAUGUAAAUCUUAAAGCAUUUUACACUUUAGAGCCAGGUUUUACAUUUUGAACCUGUAUGGCUAAAUCAGUGGAAAAUAGCAAUGUUCUUAAAUUUGACAGGCAUACUUGAAAAAGGGGCAAAAUCCUAGCAGCAUGUUAACAAAUUUGAAUGAAAUGUCAAUCUGUCAAUGGUAUUAUAAACCUCUCUAUGUCAAUGAUAUUAUAUAAUAUUGGUUUUAUGUCCCCGAAGGUGGGCAUAUCAAAACUGCAAUGUCCGUACGUCCGUGUGUGGGUUCGUGUAAAU